Molecule: messenger RNA, 348 nt
Organism: Metschnikowia bicuspidata var. bicuspidata NRRL YB-4993
Lineage: Eukaryota; Fungi; Ascomycota; Pichiomycetes; Serinales; Metschnikowiaceae
Product: U2 snRNP complex subunit
Exons: 1
Coding region: 1-348 (115 amino acids)
Molecular function (GO): RNA binding
Source: RefSeq, a predicted model, not a curated record
AUGGGAGCCGUUAGUAAACGAACCGCAGACGCACCCAACAGGCCGGCCAAAAGGCUGAAACUGGAAGUUCAACAGACUCUUUAUAUUCAAAAUUUGAACGAUAAAAUCAACCGUGCCCUUCUCAAGCAUAGUCUAUUCAUGAUCUUCUCGACGUACGGCGAGGUUCUUGAGAUCAAUAUGAAGAUGAAAGGUCAGGCUCAUAUUGUACUUGAUAGCUGUGAAUCUGCCUCGCACGCGUUACGGUCGCUUCAAGCCACAAAUAUAUUGGGAAAGGCUAUCCACAUUGACUACGCCAAAAAGAAAUCAGUGUCAAUCGAAGCAGCAGAGAAGGCGAUCGCAGAGGAAUAA